Molecule: messenger RNA, 2790 nt
Organism: Stegostoma tigrinum
Lineage: Eukaryota; Metazoa; Chordata; Chondrichthyes; Orectolobiformes; Stegostomatidae
Product: protocadherin-10-like
Exons: 2
Coding region: 281-2773 (830 amino acids)
Biological process (GO): homophilic cell-cell adhesion
Cellular component (GO): plasma membrane
Molecular function (GO): calcium ion binding
Source: RefSeq, a predicted model, not a curated record
AUCCAGCCCCACGCUCACAACACGAAACACCACGCAACAUCGGAGAAUAACUGGCACAGUCUUUGUUUUCUGUUUCUCGUUGACAUCUGAGCCAGCAUCUUAUUCUCUAAAGGAGCUUCAUGCAUUUUUUGUUUGUUUCUUGCCAAACAACUGGAAAUUGGGAAGAAGCAAAGAAGACGCCUUUUGAUAUAGUUCUGUAAAUAUAAGCUAGAGUAUGAUAACUGCAGUACAAUUUAUUGGAGCAUUUGACCGCGGUAGCUGUCCUGGUCUUUGAGGACGAAUGGCUCGUUUAACAUUCUGGUCAUUUUAUGUGCAAUCUCUUUGUUUGAUAUUCAGCCAAACUGUAUACUCAGUUCACGGGACCAUUCGCUAUUCGAUUCCCGAAGAGUUGCAGAAAGGUACUAUUGUUGGGAAUAUUGCAAAAGACCUCGGUCUAGAUGUACGACAGCUCUCCGCUCGGAAGUUUCGGAUUGUAACGGAAAAGCACAAGCAGUAUUUGGAUGUAAAUUCUGAAAACGGACUUUUGUUCGUCGAAGAGAAAAUAGACCGGGAACAGCUCUGCGAACCGAUAUUCGCAUGUGUGUUGACUUUGGAAGCUGUGACUGAGACUCCAUUUAAUUUAUAUCAUAUAGAAGUUGAGAUUAUCGACAUAAACGACAAUCCGCCCGCGUUCCAGAAAGGCGAGAUCCGUUUUGAAAUAUUAGAGGUUGCUUCGCCUGGAGCCCGCUUUCCACUUCAAAGAGCGCACGACCCCGAUUCUUCAAGCAACAGCGUCCACACUUAUCGACUAAGCCAAAAUGAUUUCUUUGCUUUAGAACUACAAAAGAAUAGCGAUCAAAUAAUUACUCCAGAGCUCGUCCUGCAAAAAGCCUUAGAUAGAGAGCAGCAAGCGACUCAUCGACUAACACUAACCGCAAUCGAUGGAGGAUCCCCAAGCAAAUCAGGAAGCAUACAGGUUGUGAUAAUCGUUUCCGAUAUUAAUGACAAUGGACCUGUUUUCGAUGAGAAUGUGUAUCAAGUUGUUAUUCCUGAAAACGCAAAAAAGGGUUCUUUAAUUGCAAAGGUUAAUGCGAUAGAUUUAGACGAGGGAGUAAAUGGUGAAAUAAUGUAUUCUUUCAGCGAUGACACUGGCGAUAAAAUACGUAAACUGUUCAGCAUUGAUCCUGAGAAAGGAGAGAUCAGAGUAAAUGAAAUGAUUGAUUUCGAGGAGAUGGAGAAUUUCGAGAUGACGGUGCAAGCAAAGGACAGAGGCGCUGCAGGAAUACCAUCGUAUUGCAAGGUCCUAGUUAAAGUUACUGAUGUUAAUGAUAAUGCUCCCAAAAUUAUGAUAAAUUCUGUACAUACCCCGAUUCCAGAGGGCGCCCCUAGAGGGACAUUAGUAGCCAUUUUGAAAGUUACGGACAGAGACUCCAAACAAAGACAGGCGGUUUAUUGCCAUGUUUCCACGGAUGUUCCCUUUAAACUUGACAGGUCUUUGAAUAACUAUUACACAGUGGUUACAGAUGGUGUUAUAGAUCGUGAAAAGAUGCCUGAGUAUAACAUUACAAUUACAUGCACGGACACAGGCAACCCCCCGCUUUCGACUAACAAGACCAUUCCAGUGCAAAUAUUGGAUGUAAAUGACAAUGCACCACGCUUUACGCAGCCUUUUUUUACAAUGUAUGUGACGGAAAAUAACGCUAUAGGCUCGUCAAUCGGAUUUCUACCGGCAGUUGAUCCGGACAGGAAUGAAAAUGGCCGACUCUCGUAUUCCAUCCUGGAUAGUUUCGUUCAUGGUGUGCCUGUGUCCGCAUUCGUCUUUGUUGAUUCAAACAGCGGAGUGAUGUUUGCACAGCAAAUAUUCGAUUACGAACAGCUUCACGAUCUUCGGCUUUCUGCACAAGUAAUGGAUAACGGGUCCCCACCGCUCUCCAGUAACGUAACUGUAAAUGUGAUCAUAGUCGAUCAGAAUGAUAACGCCCCCGUGAUCCUAUCACCACUGGCAAAUAAAGGCUCGGCAGCAGAGGAGACCAUGCCCAGAUCUGCUGAUCCGGGUUACCUUGUGAUUAAAGUGACAGCUACAGACGCUGAUUCAGGACAGAACGCCCAGUUAUUUUAUCAGCUUGACCAGCCUACUGAUGAAAGUUUGUUUACCGUAGCUUCCGAAUCAGGAGAAGUAUGGACUAUACGCCGCUUUGACGCAAAAGAUUCACAGAAACAGAAAAUCGUGAUCCUGGUCAGAGAUAACGGAAAGCCUUCACUUUCUUCAACUAUCAGUAUCAACUUGUCAGUGUUAGAAACUGAUCAUGCCAUUGCAUCUGAUGUCGUUGCGCUGAGGGACUCUGAUUUUUGGGCACACGGUGCCAGAGUGUAUUUGAUCAUUUCUUUUGGGAUAAUCUCCUUUGUCUUUCUUGUGGCUAUUGUAAUCCUCGCCAUAAAAGUUCACAAAGGCGCACAUGAAGAUCAUGGCGACUGUUGUUCCUCACAGAUUCUGUUCUGUGCUGCGCGAAGAGAAUCACUGCGAGGCGUUCAAAAGGCCAGUGCGGAUAUUCCAAUUCCGGUUAAUUACCAGGAUGUGUACGAAAGAGCAGCCUUUCUUCAAACAGCUCGAUAUGACGGGUGUCCGACUUCAAAUUCAGUCGCGAGGGACUUCACGCUGUUAAAGUUACAUGCUCCGCUGGAAUCAACGACCACUGUAAAAGAUGGCUCUUUGUUAAUAGAUCACACUGCAAAGGACCCCUAUUCUACUGUGAAGGAAACCAUUCAACCUCACCAGGUUACACGACUCAGCUGAUUCAAUGAUUGAGCUCA